UGAUGAAGAAACAGAUCUUAAUUCUCUGAUAAAAUCCUGGUUAAGGAAUCAACCUGUUAAAUAUAGGAAUAAUCUUGGAAAUUGGAUUGGAGAUUAUUUUGAAAAAGCUUUACAAUGGGUUCUAAAGCAGAAUGACUAUGUGGUAGAAACAAGUUUGGUUGGGACUGUGAUGAAUGGUCUGUCACAUCUUCAUGGAUGCAAAGAUCAUGAUCAAUUUAUUAUUAAUCUCAUAAGGGGACUUGGUGGAAAUCUGAACAUGAAAUCACGUCUGGAAUUCACCAAAGAGGUUUUUAACUGGGCACGACAGUCUCCUCCAGACCCCCAUAAGCCAAUGGACACCUACUAUGACUCGAGUACAGGACGAUUAGCAUCUUAUGUGCUGAAGAAGCCAGAAAACUUGACUGCUGAUGAUUUCAAUAAUGGCCAAACUCUUCCAGUAAUUCAGACUCCUGAUAUGCAGCGGGGUCUAGAUUAUUUCAAACCUUGGUUAAGUUCUGAUACUAAACAACCGUUUAUUCUCAUAGGACCAGAAGGAUGUGGCAAAGGGAUGCUGCUCAGGUAUUCCUUUUCUCAACUCCGAUCCACUCAAAUUGCUACAGUUCAUUGUAGUGCACAAACUACUUCUCGACAUCUCCUGCAGAAAUUGAGCCAGACUUGCAUGGUAAUCAGUACUAAUACUGGUCGAGUUUAUAGACCCAAAGACUGUGAACGACUUGUUUUGUACUUAAAAGAUAUCAACCUACCCAAGCUGGAUAAAUGGGGGACCAGUACUUUGGUAGCCUUCCUACAACAGGUAUUGACAUAUCAAGGAUUUUAUGAUGAAAAUUUGGAAUGGGUUGGUCUAGAAAAUAUUCAAAUUGUGGCUUCUAUGUCAGCUGGAGGAAGACUGGGAAGACAUAAGCUUACUACCAGAUUUACUUCUAUUGUUCGUCUUUGUGCUGUAGAUUACCCUGAAAGAGAACAAUUACAAACAAUUUAUGGAGCAUAUUUAGAACCAGUUCUACAUAAAAAUCUAAAGAAUCAUUCUAUUUGGGGUUCUUCAUCAAAAAUUUAUCUCUUAGCAGGAUCGAUGGUACAAGUGUAUGAACAG
Molecule: messenger RNA, 1090 nt
Organism: Galeopterus variegatus (Sunda flying lemur)
Lineage: Eukaryota; Metazoa; Chordata; Mammalia; Dermoptera; Cynocephalidae
Product: cytoplasmic dynein 2 heavy chain 1-like
Exons: 6
Biological process (GO): microtubule-based movement
Cellular component (GO): dynein complex
Molecular function (GO): minus-end-directed microtubule motor activity; dynein light intermediate chain binding; dynein intermediate chain binding
Source: RefSeq, a predicted model, not a curated record